AUUAAAUACUUUAACUCACUUGUCAAAGCAGAUUGCAAUUCAAAGUCAUGGAUGCAUGACUGAAGUUUGGAAUAUAUUUUGUCCACGUUCAUUUUAGCCUUCGAGAUGAAGCGGAGUGGUCUUCCGAGUAAAAAAAUGUUAUUAUUCGCGUUUGUCGAGUUGAUUAUUUUUAUCGAUAAAGGUUUAUCAUUCGAUUCCUCUCUGUACGAGUAUUCUAUCAAUUCAUGGAGCGGAAGCACCUGGGAUGAAGCGGAAAAAAAAUGUACGGAGAAAGGCAUGCAUUUAGCCACAGUGUCGAAUCAAGCUGAACUAAACCACAUUCAUAGUUUAAUACGUGAUUGGUAUAAAGAAAACGCACACUGGAUCGGACUGAACGAUAAACAGAAAGAAGGCGACUGGAGAUGGGAAGAUGGAUCUUCUUCGAAUUUCACAAAGUGGAGAAGUGGUGAACCAAACGGACAGACUAGAGAAAAUUGUGUUGCAAUUGUCAAUAAAGAGUUUCUCGAUAUGCCAUGUUCUGCUUCAUAUGUGCACUCCGUGUGCAAGAAAACAUUGCCUUGUGGGUUAUGCAAAGAAAAUGGCGGAGGUUGUAAUGCUAACAAAACAUGCGAAUGUCCAUCAAGCAAGAGUGGACGUUACUGCGAGAAAGACAAGAACGAAUGUGCUUACAACAACGGGGGCUGUGAACAUCAUUGUUUAAAUAACAAAGGAAGUUACUCAUGCAGUUGUAAACCGGGUUAUAAAUUGGAUGCAAAUGCCAGAUCAUGCACCGACGUUGACGAAUGUGCUGGAAGUCAUGGCUGUGAAUCACACUGCGUUAACACGAUUGGGAGCUAUCAGUGCAGCUGCAACGAGAAUGAAAUACUUUGGGAAGAUGGAAAAACAUGCCACACAUCUUUUGACUCUUCUUGGUACGAAUAUUCUAUCAAUUCAAGGAGCGGAAGCACCUGGGAUGAAGCAGAAAAAAAAUGUACGGAGAAAGGCAUGCAUUUAGCCACAGUGUCGAAUCAAGCUGAACUAAACCACAUUCAUAGUUUAAUACGUGAUUGGUAUAAAGAAAACGCACACUGGAUCGGACUGAACGAUAAACAGAGAGAAGGCGACUGGAGAUGGGAAGAUGGAUCUUCUUCGAAUUUCACAAAGUGGAGAAGUGGUGAACCAAACGGACAGACUAGAGAAAAUUGUGUUGCAAUUGUCAAUAAAGAGUUUCUCGAUAUGCCAUGUUCUGCUUCAUAUGUGCACUCCGUGUGCAAGAAAACGAUAGCACCGUGCGGAUUGUGCGUUAAAAAUGGUGGGAGUUGUGCUGGGCGCAGAUGCAUAUGUCCAGCGGGAAUGACGGGCAAAUCUUGUGAAAAAGAUAAAAACGAAUGCACUAACGAGAACGGAGGUUGUGAACAAGACUGCUUCAACACAUUUGGAAGUUAUUCAUGUGGCUGCAGAGUCGGUUAUAAAUUGGAUGUGGACGCAAAGUCGUGCAACGAUGUGGAUGAAUGUGCUGGAAGUAAUGGCUGUAAGUCACGCUGUGUAAACACUGCUGGAAGUUACUUCUGCGCAUGCGAAGAAGGCGAAACACUUGGAAGAGACGGAAGAACAUGUCAUGAUGCUAACCAGAUAUGUGAAAUGGAAGAUCGUGGUUGUGAAUUCAAAUGCAACAACGACGGGAAGGGUUCAUACUUUUGCUCGUGCGACAAAGGAUUUGGUUUGACUUCAGAUCAUAAGACAUGCAAAGAGGUAUAUGAUCCUGAUCGAUUUGUGUACAGUUCGAUUACAAUACACUGGGUGAAAGGAUGGUCGAAUGCCAGAAAACAGUGUUUCAGUAGAGGAGGUGAUUUGAUCAGCAUUACAAGUUCUGAAGAACAAGAAUAUUUAAACAAUGUUGUCCUGAACAAGUUGUUAACAGAUUAUGCAGUUUGGAUUGGCUUAAAUGACAGACAUAGAAAUGGAGAUUGGGUGUGGUCAGAUGGUUCCGUUGUUAAUUACACAAACUGGGUAUCAAGUAGAAAGGACGCUGAUAGUGGCAAACAUUGUGGUGUUCAGGUAAACGAAGCAUGGCGACCAAUGUUAUGCGGCUCAGACAAAGUGUACAGUUACGUUUGCAAAAGAAAAAACCACUGUUACAAGCAUUGCAAAAAUAAUGCGAAGUGUCAACAGUCCAAUACAGAAGCCGUAUGUAUAUGUACAAAUGGUUACACAGGACCAACCUGCAAUGAAGAUUUAAACGAAUGCGAGUUAAUCGAGGGAUUGUGCCAGUACAGGUGUGUAAAUACUAAGGGAUCAUACAAGUGUGUGUGUCCAAAUAGUGCAGUGCUGGGACAAGAUGGCCGUGCUUGCAAAGACAAAAAUGAUGUUUGUGGAGUAACCAUCCAUGGGUGUGGACAGUUGUGUGAAAAUGAUGGGAAAGGAGGAUUUACUUGUAGCUGUAGGAAUGGAUAUUUGCUGGACUUCGACAACAAAACUUGUACAGAUAUCAAUGAAUGCGAAGUAAAUAAUGGCGGAUGUGGAGAAGCACAGUGCGUUAACAGUCCUGGACAUCAUUUCUGUCAAUGCAAGGUGGAUUACGACUACAUCAAUGGUCACCCAACUUGUGCAGAAUACUCCCCAAACAAUCAAAGGUAUUAUGUCUCAUCUAAAGUAGCAACAUUUCAGAAAGCCCGCUCUCUUUGUACCAGCCUUGGUGGCUAUAUCACCACAAUUUCUGGCGAAGGGGAAUUACAACACAUAACCAAAAGACUGGAUAAAUCUAAAAUUUACUGGAUUGGAUUGAAAUAUUUAAACGAGAAACGAAUGUGGGAGCAUGGCAGUUUUAAUUUCUCUCUCGUCAAUUUCACUGGUAUAUCGGGAGAGAAAUGCGUAGGGUUGAUUAGGGAACCUGAAUUUCCCAUUGCAAGAUGGAAGAUAGAAAAUUGCGCAACAAAAUUCAAUUUUGUCUGUAAAUUACCACGUGAGCAACCAGUCGUACCGCAGCAUUACAAGUAUCAAAAGAUCGGUAACAAAUUUAAUUGGUUCGAUGCUAACAAAGCAUGCAUAAGUGCUGGUGGGAGUCUCGUUACCAUCCGUAACAUGAUCGAGCAAACACAUAUCGAGUCACUGAUUGACGAUAAUGAUAACUACUGGAUUGGUUUGUCCAAUACUACUCCAAAGAAGUCACUAGCUUGGAUUGAUGGGCAUCUCUCAAUUAGAUACAAGAAUUACCUACAUCAAGAUUUAGACUUUUCAAAGACACAAUGUGCAGCGAUUUCUAAAUUAAAUCAGUGGAAAUGGGAAUUUACGUCCUGUGAUGAAGAAAAAAAACCUUUGUGCAGGAUUCCAUACUUUCAAUUUUCAUCCUCAAAAUAUUUUCUUUCUGACAUACCAAUGGAUCAGCUUCACUCACGAUAUUAUUGUUCUUCCCUGGGUGGAUCACUAACUUCUGUGACAAACUCAGUUGAGCAAAUAUUCUUAAAUACAAAACUAACUGUUGGUCGCUCAUACUGGAAUGGACUGCAGAAAACAGACGGACACCAGAGUUGGCAAUGGAGUGAUAAUUCCCAAUUUAAUUAUCAGUACUGGUUGGGGGAUUCCCACAACGACAGAUGUGUAAUAAUGACAACUGAAUCACAAGGGAAAUGGCAGGAUACGAGCUGUGAUGACUUUCACUACGCAAUUUGUAAAGUAAAGUACCAUAUGAUUGAUGGCUACAAAUACAUUAUUCCAAAUAAUUUUGUGGACUGGAAAACGGCGGAGAGACGUUGUGCAUAUCUUCAGGGACACUUGGCUAGCAUACCUACUAGCGACGUUCAAAAAAGAUUGGAACAAAUUAUAAGUAAUGACAGAUACUGGUUGGGUUAUCAUCGCAACUCAAGAGUAUGGACGUGGUCUGAUCAAUCCUUCUCUCAAUAUCGUCACAGUACACCGGGUACAGGGGAUUGCAUGUCAAUGAGCACAAGCACAAGUGGGUGGUGGAAGCCAACUGAUUGCACUGAGAAGAUGAAUUACAUCUGUAAAGUGAAAGAUUAUCCUUUCAACAAUUUUCAUUAUAAAGUUGUUGACACACCACGUACAUGGGACAACGCACGUCAGUCAUGCUGGGAAGAGAAUGGCGAGUUGGUUAGCAUAGCGAGUCAAUACGAGGAAAAGCUAAUUCGGGAUAUGACAGAUAAAAAUCAAUAUUGGAUUGGCCUGAACGAUCACGUCCAGACUGACAAGUUUGUUUGGACUGAUGGUGAACCCGUCACUUACUGGAACUUGCCUGCGACUAAAAGAGGACUCGGCGAACACUGUGUCCAAAUCACGAAAAACGUGGAUAGUUUACAAAAUGUGAAAUCAGAUUGGACGACAGCGCCAUGCCAUUUUCUAAAGAAAUACGUCUGUAAAAUACCACGAUAUCAAACACGUCGCUUCUUCUACCAACUUUCUGAUCGCGCCGUGAGCAAAGAACGGGCAGUGGACUUGUGUGAUGUUUACAAUGGGAAAUUACUGAGCAUGCGCAAAAGCUAUGACAAAGACUGCUUGAACAUUGGACGCGAUGAAGAUAAAGGAGAAUGGGUCGAGCGAGCAUGUCAAUCGAAUAUGCAGUUUGCGUGUCGUAGGAGCAAGUUCAGCGCGGAUAAUAGCUCUUAUGUCAUUCCUGAUAUGAAGUUAAGCUGGCCUGAAGCGAGGACUUAUUGUUUACGAUUUGGUGGGACGUUAAGCGAUGUAUUAUAUAAAGAAGAAGCCGUUCAUGUCGCUAAUCAAAUCAAACCUGACACUUCGUACUGGAUUGGUUUGCAUGACAUUAUUACUGAGAAUCACUACACCUGGACUUCUGGUGCACAUUUUGUUUAUUCACGCCUCGGUAAAGAUGACAACAAUGCGAGAACUAAAAAUUGUUUCUACGUCAUAAAGCCAAGUAAACAUGAGAGCGUCUGGUACAGUUCCAAAUGCACAGAGAAAAAGAAGUUUAUCUGUAAAACUCCUGUUUCGUUCGCCCAACAAAAUUACCACUAUAUUAUAUCAACCUCCUCAAAAUCCGCUGAAUUGGCCAGAAAAGAUUGUAUACGUCGUGGAGCAGACUUAACAUCCGUUUUCAACAAGCUAGAGAACAAGCAUAUCGCUUCCUUGCUUUCUCCAGAUAAGGAGUAUUGGAUAGGGUUGACCGACCUAACUGAAGAAGGCAGAUACGCAUGGUACGAUGGAACAUUAACAAAGUACAGGAAUUGGGCAGCAAACGAACCAGUUGGCCGUUCUUCAUCUAAUUGUGUUACGAUUCAAGGAAGUGGUCAGUGGAAGAACAUUCCUUGCAAUUAUCAACGGAGAUAUAUUUGCCGUGCACCAAGCUUUAUAUCGGACUUCAGAUUAGAAGGGGGUGAAUUUAAAGCAAGGCGUUACCAUGCAUGGGUAAAUGGCGGCACAUGGAGUGGUACAAACGAUCUUAAUACUUACCAGGGUGGAAAAACAGCUUGUGAGAGCAAUGGAGGAUUCUUAGCUAGUGUGCGGGAUCAGGAUGAACUGGAUUGGUUUAAAUCCCACAUCUGGGUGAUGAACUCCUACAAUUUCUAUCUCGGAAAAAAUCCAACUUCACGAAGCACUUGGGAUGAUGGUUUUUUGAUGCAGUAUUUCAAGUGGUCAUCUGGACAACCUGACCAAUCGAACGGGAGAUUGUGUUUAACAAUUAGCCGAAAAUAUGACAUGAAAUACACCACCUGUUCUGUGCACCAAGGAUAUCUCUGCAAAAAAGCUAACUUGUGUUUUUUGAAGCCUUGUAAGAAUCUUGGCACUUGUACGUACAAGAAUGGCGGGAGAGAAUUUCAAUGCACAUGUAAGCCAGGUUUCAGUGGAACGUUUUGCGAAUAUGGAUCAACAGCGCUGAACAAUUUCAAGGCGAAAUUCCAAGAACUAUUUAAACACGUGGUGGAUAAAAACACUGACAGCAUUUCACAACACGUGGAUAUAUUACGCGAUGCUGGUACCGAUGAUGAGUGCGAAAGUCAGUCAUACUCCGAACUGUUCUGCAAAAUUAAACAAGCAAAAGACAUAAUUUCAAAUCACUUAUCUUUACUUAUCAAUGCAGCUAAAAACGAUUGGUCGACAGAGAAGGCAAUGCAAAGGCGCAGUACUCUAAUUGUUUGGUUUGUUGCUCAUCAAGUUAAUGUCGGUAACGCCAACUUACAGGAUAUAACGAAAGAUGUACUUGGUCUCGUAUACAAAUAUGUAACUCAAAACGACAUAAUCAAUUUAGGUAAACUAGCAAACUUGCUUCCAGGAACACAGAUCGAAUUGAUUAAAGCACCGAUAUCCAUCACGACUGCUUCGCCUUUUGACGGUGAUAUCAAUGCUGUUUUUAAAAACGCUUUUGCCAGCGUAACCGAUUUUCUAGCUGUGUUGCAAAGAGGUGAUUCUAAAAAUAAAGUAAUUAUCUCACAGUACAAUUUAAAAGAAAAGUUAAAAUUGGCAAAGCUCGACGCGAUCAAUGGUCAAGUGAAAGUAAGCGCACUGCAGAUUAAGCGAGAGCUUUCGAAGUUCAAGAACGAUCUGAAGGAUUUUAUAUACAACAAUAAUGCUGCUCGAUUCGCAGCGGUUGGACGUUACUUUAACGAAUUAGCAGACUUCGACAGAGAAAAGAAUUCCGCCGACAUCGGCUUCAUCAGAAAUCGGCUGAAUAAUUUUAAAAGCGAUAUGCGUACAACGUCAUCUGAGAUCAAUCGGCGUUUAGUUGCCAUGGUAAAAGGAGCGUUAGCUGCUACGGGUUUGGAAUUAAUUGAAAAAACAGCAUUAUUAAUUGCAGAAAUGAUUGCAGCCGCCAAUCCUUUUAAAUUGGAUAAAGUUAACGACAACGUGGAUGCUGCUAAUAAAGUGGCGCAAGCAGUGACGAACGUCAUUCGCGCUGAUAAGGUACGUCGAGCUCUCUCCAAUGUUGCCAAGAGAGCAUCAUGGAUAAAUUCGAGAUACGCAACUAACAACCUUAACAUUGUGAAAGUAGAACGUUUAGUUGCUCAUCUGGAUAAGCAUUUCGAAAUAGCAUCUGUCACUACUGAAACGGAAAAAACCCUAACAGUCUCUGUGGAAAACUUUCUGAAGCUCUACGAAGGUUAUUCCCCUGCCAUUCGCCGGGAUGAAAUCGAAUCGUUUGGUGUAGAUCUUGAGACUCUCGUAGAGGAAUGUUGUGAUGUGAUGUUUGCAGGUGAAGGUAUUCUGUCUGCCAUUCCAGAGAUUGUUUUUGCAACUCGCGCAGAUUGCUUGAAAACACAAGCGUAUGUCAGCAGACUCAUCUCCCUGAAUACUGAACUUUAUGAUUAUCAGUUCGAUUUAUUGGAAUCGCUUUCUCAAGCAGUUCGUUCAUACAUCGCAUCUUUACAUUCAAAGAAACUGAGUCAAAAAUUCGAGAAAGCUAAAGCGAGAAAGCCAUUCAGCGCUAUCGAAGAUGCAAGCUUUAAGGAAAUGGCUGUAGGACUUGUCUUAACAUCUCGAUUGUAUUUUCUGCAAAUCAUUUUCCAAUUCUGCGAUUACCGUGAAUAUUUAAAUGCUGGGAUACGACCCGAGGAAUGUUCUAGGGUCGUGGAAAACUUGUCAGAUAAUGAGAUAAACACUCUUAUUUCUCUUGAACCAAAAACGUGUGAACGACAACGCAAAGUUAGUGCCAUUAUUCCAACCUCUGCGACACCUCUAUACUCAUUCUCACAUAUCCCUCUGGAUGAUCUGUACGAAGGAAAGAAAAUAAAGUUUCAAAUACCCAACGUUGAUUGGUUAAUCCGUUACGGCUGGGUGUUUCCACACGAUGCCGAAAAAAAGGCUUAUUAUUUACGUGAGUUUAAAUUAAUGCUGCCUGACAUUACAUCGCAAAGGAGGGACAUUAAAAUCACUACACAAUGGUCGGAGCCCGUCCAGUUGUUUCCUAAAAACGACGGAACUAGCUACCUUAUUCCACCCGGCAGCCUUCGGUUCGAAUAUCAAGAAAAUACAAAUUGCGAUUUCAACGAGCAGUUUUACAACCCGUAUGAUUUGUGUGGCGACCCCAGUUUACAGCUUUGUCAGAUCAGCCAUCCAAAUAAGCUGAUUGUUUAUCCUUCAGUUUUUUCGCCUUUUAUAAUUUCUGCUGGCAUAUUUGGAAAACACAUCAAAAAACCGAAAUUUGCUUCAAAGUUUAAUUUAAAAGUUGACAUAACGUUGUGUGAAAUAUCACGCGAUAUUGGUGAUGCCACAAGUGGCAUGCAACGAAUGUUCGUGGCGCCACCACAAUGUUGUGUGAAAACGCGUUGUAAUGAAACGAUUCCGAACCGAUACUGGAACGAAGAUUUGGUUCAUCCUGCGUGCAGUUCAUGUCCAGAAGGAUACCAUGCCUCUAAAACUGGCUUUGUUUGUUUUGUAUAAUACCAAAUUUUUGUACACUUAUUUUAUUAAAAAUUCUUCUUACUGUUAAAA
Hydractinia symbiolongicarpus is the source of this 8376-nucleotide messenger RNA. RefSeq lists its product as uncharacterized. Gene Ontology annotation, molecular function: signaling receptor activity; calcium ion binding. The coding region runs from base 106 to 8325 and encodes 2739 amino acids. NCBI's taxonomy places the organism in Eukaryota, Metazoa, Cnidaria, Hydrozoa, Anthoathecata, Hydractiniidae. The record is from RefSeq and is a predicted model, not a curated record. The transcript is spliced from 28 exons.